Molecule: messenger RNA, 724 nt
Organism: Paramecium tetraurelia
Lineage: Eukaryota; Ciliophora; Oligohymenophorea; Peniculida; Parameciidae
Exons: 5
Source: RefSeq, a predicted model, not a curated record
AUGAAUUUAAUAAUUGUGGUUUUAUUUGCGGUAGCAUAUUGCUAUCCUAUUGUUGUCACGAACACAGACUUGAGCUCCUCCGAUUUAUUUAUCAAUUAAAUAGAUUUGAUGAAUAAAAUAAGAUAGCAAGAAAACAAAAAAGUGAUCUUAAUAAAUAUUUAAACAUCUCAUUAAGAUAAUGAAAUAUUUUAAAGCAAAUUACUGAAAAAGAUAGACAAUUUAAAAAAUUUUAAGAAAUUGUUAAAAUCUAAAUCCUCAUUUGUUUCCCCAUUUGUAGAUUAUUCUCCGAUCUAGUUUACUUAAGGACUCUAAAAGGACAAUCAGUUCGAAGUAUAAACUAUCCCGAUGAACUUUUAAAAUUUGAAGGCACUUGACAAAUUUGCUUAACAAUAGGAUGCUAUCUUGAUUGUGCUAUUUUCAAAAAUAUCUUCAAAUGUUAAGGUAUUAGAAGAAAUUACUGAGACUUCAGAGCCCUCUGAUUAAAUCGUAGCUGUCGAGUUGGCUGAUGAGAGCGAACUAACUAGCAAUACUAUAUACACAGUUACUUCGAAUCAAUUAACAGGGUAUAUAGUCUUCUUUGUUUCAAUAUUUGCCUUAUGGAUAGCUGUCUAAUGUAAUGGAGCAAUUUAAACUCCAGAAAGAUUUUCAAAAUAAAAUUAUUAUAUUGGAAAAGAAAGUUGAUUAAUUUUAUAUGUAUAAUGAAAGCGAACAUGUCACUUUUAAA